Molecule: messenger RNA, 12894 nt
Organism: Didymodactylos carnosus
Lineage: Eukaryota; Metazoa; Rotifera; Eurotatoria; Philodinida; Philodinidae
Source: the annotation of a GenBank genome assembly
CAAAAAUGUAUUGAACAAUAUAGUAUUAAAUAUCAUGAUAAUUUAAAACAACAAGAAUUUAUUAAAUUAAAACAAAAAAUAGAUCAAAUUAAUAAAUUAAAAAAUAAUAAUUAUUUAAAUGAAAAAAUGAUAAUUUUAAAUCAACGACUUAAUGAUUGUGAACAACAAAAAAAUAAAUUAUUAACAAAUAGAAAUUUAAUUAAAGAAACAGAAUUUACUCAUAUACUACAGGAUCAGACUCAAAAUUUAAAUGAUAUUCAAGAUGAAAAACAAAAAUGUAAUCAUUUACUCGAACAAUUACAAACAUGGUUAGAACAGAAACAAAAAAAAUUCACACAAUUGAACGAUACGAAUUGUGAUGAAAAAACUUUAAUGGAAAGAAUGAAUAGAAUAGAAUAUGAAUUAGAUAGUAUCAAAGAUGGUUAUUCAAUAUUGAAAAAUGUACAAAAUCUCAAAGAAAAACAGCGACGAGUAUUAAAUGAAAACGAUGAACAGAUUAUUGAUAAACGUGUUAAACAGUAUCAACAACAACUACAAGCGAUAGAAAAUUUGCAUGUUGAAACACUUCAAUCAAUGAAACAAAUUCAAACGAAAUGGAGUAAAAUGAGAAAUUUAUACACAGAAGUAGAGCAAUUACUAGAGAAGAAUCAAUUGUUAUGGGAAAAAAGUGCUGAUAAAUAUAGUAUUACACCUGAGAAUAUACAUAAACAACUUCAAAUCUUACAGUCACUAAUACGUGAUCUUGAUAGUAGAACACAAAUUUUUGAUUCUCUAAAAACAAUGGCUGAAACAUUGUCUCAUAAACAAACCAUUGAAAAAGUGAAUAAAUUAAUAACGACAAAGAAUAAUUUGAUACAAAACGUUCAGAAUGAAAUUGAACAACGACAAUAUAUUUUGACACAAUAUAAUCAUUUUAUUGAACAAGUAAAUCAGACACAAUUAGCAGCAAUUAAAUUAUUAAAUGAACAAAAUCAACAAUUUUCAAAACAAACAUUAAUAGAAGAUCCAGAUGUUAAAUGGGAGAAAUUUAAACAAUCAUCGUCCAUUAUCACAACACGAUAUGAUGAUGUUCAUCAAUUAGGAACAAAAUUAAUGACAGAACAUUAUAAAUAUAGAAAUAUUUGUCGUUUAAUCUCGUCGACAAUUGAUAUGGGAGAAAAAAAUCAAAAAUCAUUUGAAUCAUCAUUAUAUAAUAUGAAUAAAAUUUAUUUAAAUGUUAUUGAACAAUAUCGUCGACGUCAAACACAUUUCAAAAAUUUUGAAAAUCAAAUUGAUAUAAUUGAAAAAACUUUUCAAAAUUUUAAUCAUAUCAAUAGUAUAGAACAAUUGAAUCAAUCGUUCAAUAUGUUCAUAGAGACUAUUGAAAAAGUUCAAUCAAAAUUACAAUAUUUAUUUGAUCAAUCAAACAAUAAUUAUGAUUUUAACAAUUUAAAUUUACGUUUAAAAUCUUUAAAGACAAAUGUUCAACAUCAACUAGAAUAUAAACGAUCAAUUUUAAUGGAAAAAAGUGAAAAACAGACAAUUGUUCAAUCAUCAUCUAACUGGUUAAAUGCAAUAAUUAAAAAUUUAGACGUAUUUAAAAAUGAACCCAUUCUUUUUCAAUAUGAUUUGAUAAGAAAUCGUUUAAAAGAUAUUUCUCGUGAAAUUCAUAUACGAAUUGAUGAGUUAAAAACAAUCAACAGUGAGAACAACGAAUUGAUUGAACAAUUCAAAAAUGUAGACAAAGAUAUUAAUGUUAUUUUGAAUGAAAGAGAAAAUAUUCAUACAAAACUAGUAACAAUCGAUAAAAAUGUAACUAUAAUUGGUCAAGACGUUAAAAAAUUACGAAUGAAACUUGAUCAAGCAUUGCGUAAUACGACUUUUUCAAUUGAACAGCAAUUGUUAGAAACAGAGACACUUAGUCGAGAAAUUCAAGGUGAAGAAAAUCAUUUAAAUACACUUGCAACAAAAUUACGGACAAUUGCGUCCGAUUUAAGUGUUCAAGAACGACAACAAGCAGAAUCAGAAAUUAAUAAAAUUGAAGCUGAAUUAGAUCAGUUAAGACAACAAACAGAAAAACGAAAAGAACGUUUAAAUAUGUUAAUUCAACAACGACAAGAACUCGAUACAGCAUCAAAUCGUUUAUCAACAUGGAUAGAUGAUAGACAACGUAUGAUGACAACUGAACAAACGAUACCAUUGAAAUCAAGUGAAAUUGAACGAUUACAUAAAAAACAUUCUGAUAUACUUAAUGAAAUUAAAUUUCAACGUAUUACAUUGGAUAAUAUAAUAAAAUUGAGUGAAGAAGUAAAACAUGGUUAUUCUCGUGAAGGACAAAAUGAAAUUGAUUUUCAUAUGAAUGAUAUUGUUCGAAAAUUAAAUAAACUUGAUGAAAUAAUUAAUGAUCGUAAUCGUCUAUUGAAUGGUGCUAAUGAACAACGACAUGAAUUUGAUCGUUUAAUACAAAAAUUGACAGAUUGGAUAAAAACAAUUGAAUAUCAAGUCAAAGAACCAGUAACAAAUGAUUUACAACAAACACAACUUACAAUUAAAGAAAAAUUAAAAAUUAUUAAUAAUUUAAUUCAAAAUACGAAUGAUCGUACAAAUGAAAUUGAAGAUUUAGCACGAAUUAAAAAUGUGAUAACAUCUACUUUAAGUGAAUCAGAUAGAUUAAUAUUAGAUGAAAAAUAUGCAUCAAUCAAAGAAAAAUAUACUCGAUUAUCUGAUCAUUUAAUUAUGCGUCUUGCUGCACUUGAUGAAGCAAGUCAAGAACGUGCACAAUUUGAACUACAAUUUGAACAAAUUCAACAAUCAAAUAUACAAUUACAAAAUGAAUUACAAAAUUUACAACAAUUAUCUACAAUUAUGGAUGAUAGUCAAUUAAUCGAAAGUCCAAGAGGAAAAUUAGGUCAAAUGUCAAUUGAAACACGUCUUGAUCGUUUAAAAACAUUAAGUGAAAAAAUUGAUGAAACAAAUAAUCAUAUUCGAGAAUUAAGUCGUACACAACGUUUAUUAACAAGUAAAGGUCAUCGUCUAGAACAAAUUGGUGGUGGUGGAAGUAUUAGUGAAUUAAGUUCAAAUUUAAAAACAAUUGAAUCACAAUUAAAUAAUGAAAUUGAACGAAUGGAACGUGCUGUUCAAGCUGAAAUUAAUUUACAUGAAAUUGAAAAAGAACUUGAUAUUUGUAUGAAUUCAUGUGCUGAACAAUUGAAAUCUUGUCAAUAUCAUCCAGAAAAAUUAAGUAUUUACCAAACUGUUUUCGAUCGUUUAAUGCAAGCAGAACAUGAAUUUGAAAAACUUUUAACACUUUCUGAACGUCUUGCACACGAUAUACCCACUGAACAAUUUGAUAUAAUUCAACGUUCUGUUCAACGACGUCAAGAACGUUUACAAACGUUAAUCAAAUCGUGUUCAAAUUCAAAAUUAAAAUAUGAACAAAUGUUAAAAACACAACAUAAAUUAUAUGAAGAAUUACUCUCAAUUAUUGAUUGGUUAAAACGUUUAAUGAACGAUUUAUCUUCUCCCAUUGAAUUAAAUUUAUCAGUGAAUAGUGUUAAUGAUGCACAAGAUAGUGUCACUCAAUUAAUAUCGUCUAUUGAACAACGAACAGCACGUUUAGAGCAAAUACUUCAUGAUGAACCAACGUUAAUCAGUGAUAAAGAAGAAACUUAUACUCAAGAAAUUCGAGAACGUCUAGGAGAACUUGAACAUACAAAACAACAAAUUCAUAUUAUGUUAAACCAACGACGUCACAUCUUAGAAGAUAUUCAUCAACGUAUGACACAAUUUCUUAAAGCAACAAAUGAUGUUAAAACUGCUGUAUGUGAUGCUGAUUUUAAAUUGGCACCAUUUUUCGAUGGAUACGAUCGUGCUCGUUUAGAUUUGCAUGAACAAGAAUUAGAGACAUUGGAACAAAUUUGUAGUGAACAAACGUAUAGACUCGAUGAAGCAGGUAAACUGGCCGAUUUAUUACGACCACAUUUGAGAACGAAUGCACGGGAUUUAUGUGAUAAUCAAAUUCGAAAUCAUCAUCAAACCAUCGAAGAUUUAGGUAUUGUAAUGAUAUUAGUGAUUUAUGACAAUGAUUAUUAUCAUAAUUAUUUUUUAGAGAAUCGUAUACAUCAAAGACGAAAAGAAUUACACGAUAUUCGACAAAAAUCUCAACGAUUUAAUAUAAGUGUAGCACAUUUGCAAUCGGAUACAAAUCGUUUAUUAAGCAUGAUUGAAAAAGCACCGGAUAGUGCUGAAAGUUUAGUGUCAGAAAUUGAUUCAACAUUCUCUGCAUUACAAUAUCUUGGACGUGAUUUAAAAAAAUCAUUGGAUCUUUCAAGUUCAACAGAUAUUGAUCGCGAAUUAAAAGAUGUUGCAAGUUCAGUAGAAACAGUUCGAGAUAGUUUAGAUCGUGCUAAACGAACAUAUGAGGAAAAUGAAGCGAUACGUGACAGAAUUGAACGAAUGUUAACAAAAGCAAAAACAUUUGCUAAUCGAAAACGACAAGAAUUACAACAGAGUACGGAUAGUGGUUAUGCCAGUGUUGAUUUGAUGAGACGAUCAGUAGAAAUGAAGAGUUUUAUAAAAGAUGUUGAUAUGGAAACAUCUGGUAUAACUGAACUAUUCGAUCUGAUAAUAACAUUAUCUGAAAGAAAAUAUGAUCCACAAAUUAUUCGAUCACUCGAAAAGAAACAUGAAGAUGCUUUACACGAUUUAAAAAUAUUAAAAACAGAAACUGUAAAAAGUAUUGAAAUUAUUGAUCAACAAGCUCAAGAACAAGAUAAAUUACGACAAAACGCACGAUCAAUUUUAUCAUUAUUACAACGUGCAAAAGUUAGUCUUAUUGAAAUAAGACCAACCACAAAUGAUGAAGCGGAUCAAAAAUUAAAGAAAAUUGAAGAUGAUUUAACAACAAAUUUAGAUGAAUUUCAAAUUGCGGUGGAAGAUUAUCGUCGUGAGUACGAAUAUAUAUCGGAUGAUUUGGAAAAUUUAGUUGGACGUGUGGGAGAAGAUAUGGCCGAAGUGAAGGCUCGUUUCACGGAAAAAGAAUUCGAAUUAAAUUCGUAUCAUGUGUUAAAGGAUGAAUAUGAACUGUGUAUUGAAAAUAUUCUAGCUAUUACCCAAGUAGUUGAACAUAAAACAAAAAAUCCAUCAAAAGAUGUAAAAGAAAGUUUAUACGUUUUAAAGGAAUUGGGAAUAGAAAUGCAGACACAUCGUCCGGUAAUUGAUCGUUUACAAUUAUUAUCAUCAACAUUAAGUUCACAACUAACAGAUCCAAAUGAACGUGAUCGUGUACGAAGACGUUUAAAUGAGAUGAUGAGAAAAUGGACAGAAUUAGAACAAGAAAUUUUAAGUGAAGAAGAAGAUAUGGAAGAAAUGAAAAAUGUAACAGAACAAUAUACUGACGUUAAUGAUGCUUGUGAUCGUUGGCUUCGUCAAGCACGUAUAUUAAAUGAUGAACUAUUAAAUGCACAUAAUAUGGAUACAUUUGACAAUUUAAUACCAAAAGCUAAAACUUCUAUUUUCGAAUAUCAAUCGUGUAUUGAACAUUUACAACGAUUAAGAAAUCGAUUAAAUCGUCUUAUACAAACAAAUCGAACACCAGAAGCAAUAAAAAAAUUAAAUGAAGUUGAAAGUGUGAUAAAAGAUUUAACAAAUAUUCGUGAAAAUCUUGAACAACGUAUUGAAUCUAGUCAAAAAACACACUAUCAAAUGAAUGAAUUUGAAAAACAAUGUUUAUUUUAUCAACAAUGGUUAGAUAAUAUUAGUCGACAAUUAGAAAGUAUUGAUCAAUUAUUACCCGUAGAAAAAAUACAACGAUGUAAUGAUAUUCAAAUUGAAUUAGAGAAACGAAAACAAAUAAUAGGAAAUUUGUUACACGAGUAUCCACAUGUCUCACAUAUUAAACAAACAAGUACAACUAUUCAACAUUUAUUGGCAAAUAUUGAACGAAUUAAAAUUAAUGUGAUUAAUGGACAGCAAAAAUAUGAGCAGCAAAAUCGACAACAACAAGAAUUUCGAGGACGAAUCGAUACUCUAUUUGAAUGGUUAAAACAAAUUCAUUAUUAUGAACCAUUAACUGAUAAACGUGAUUUUGAAUCAUUACAACGAGAAUUAACAAGUUUAGAUGAAAAAUAUGCACAAAUUGAAGAAAAUUGUCAAGAAAUUGAUAAUUUACUACGAAAUAUAAACAAUUCUGGUUUGCCAACAGAAUCAAUUCAAAAACUUCGUCAGGAAAUUGAUCAUGUAAAAGAACGGUAUUUAGGAUCAUUAACAGAAUUAGAUACGAAAAAGACAUUUGUAAAGAAAUCUUUGAAAGAUGCUGAUCAACAAAACAAAAAGUAUCGUGAUUAUCAAGAUUCACUUGAUAAAUUAUCAACAUUAGUUAAGAAUGAUCGAGCACCAUUGAAAACCGUUGAAGAAGCCUUGCAAUCACUGGAUGAACAGAUGAUCAAGUUUGAAAGUCAAAAUGAGGAAAAAGAAAGACAAAAACGUCAAAAGGAACGCGAAUGGCAUUUAUAUUUAGAUGAAAUAAGUCUAUUACAAGAUAAAUUAACAACAUUAAAACAACGAAAACCAAACAUACACGAUUCUAUUGAAGAUCAAUUACAUACCAUAAGAAUUCAAGAACAAGAAUUAGACCAAUAUCAUUCGGAACUUUUGCAUUUAAAACAAACUGGUCAGACGUUAAAUAUCGAUGAUCCAAAAAUGCCUUUACCAUCAGAAAUAAAUCUAUUACAAUCAAUGGUACAGUUUUUAAAAGAACAAUUUGAACAACGUCGUGAAACCAUGACACGAGCUGACAAAAAUCGUGAAUUAUAUUUAACAGAAAUGAAACUCUACGAUGAUUCAUUGUUAAUAUCCACUGAGCGUUUAGGACGUGGUAUACAAGGCAUAAAUAGUGAAACAUAUUCGAAAUCAUUGCAUGAUCAUAUCGAACAUUUUGCAAACAUGGAAAAUAAACGUCAUAAUAUCAAUAUUCUAUAUGAAAACUUAGAUCGAGAUACGAGACAACGUUAUUCAAGAACACAUCAACAGGAACUCGAUAGAAAAUCGAACGAUUUACAGGAUAAAAGUACUACGCAAACAAUUCACGCAGAACAAAUAUUAAGAAAUUGGCGUGAAUGUGAAAAUCGUCUAGAAGACAUUAAACAAAUUCUGUUGACAAUGCGUCAACAGAUACCAUCGAUCAAACGUAAUAUUCCAUUUGAUCAAAUACAGAACAUGUUAAUGUUUUCCCGUAUGCAGGAUUCAAAACAACGUCUGCUUCAUGUUGAACCAGACAUUUUACAUUUGAAUGAUGAAAUUAAUAUAUUAUGUGGUGAAGUAAAUGCAACAACCUUACAAUCCGAACUCCAAUAUGUCAAAGAUCAAUUUAUACAACUAACAAAAGAAAUCAGAGAGAAAUUUGAAGUUCACAAGAGUGCAAUAAAUCUGUCAAAUGAUUUAAAGCGAAGUUUAUCCAUAUUAGAAGAAACACUUAUUCAUUGUUCAACUGAUUUGAAAACACUUUAUGAUGGGAAUAUAAAAGAUAUUGGUCUGCUCAGACAGCAGUUAAACAAAUUAUUAGAUGUUCAAAAACGAUUUGAUAAUAAUGAAGAUCAUCGUUCACAAGCGUCAGAUUUAAUUCAACGAUUAUCAGUGUACAAUAUGUAUGAUCUUGAAUCGUUACGCACAUCACUGGAAAAUAUCAAUCACAAAUGGAAUACAUUGAAAUCUGAUACCAUUCGAUCUGAAAAGGUUAUUCAACAAGGUUUAAUAAAUAGUUUACCAUCUCGACAAGCAUGUAAAGAUAUGUUUUUAUUUAUCGAUGGAAUAAAACGUUAUUUGGACGAAGAUCAUGGUGCAUUAAUUACAAAUCAAGAGACAGUUCAAAAACUUUUGAAACGAUAUCGUGAGAUGCGUGUUGAUGUGGUCAAUCGUCAAUUAACAAUUGACUUUUUAAAUGAAUCAUUUCAACAGGAAGCUAAUGCCGAUUUUGCAGGAAUUGAAUAUAUGGAACAAAUUAAACAGAUAAAUAUUGAUUGGAUUAAAAUCAAGUCACUUAUUGCAGCUAGAAUAGAGACAUUGGGACAACUAAAUGAACAAUUUAAUGAAUUUGAUCAAACUGUUCGAACAUUGGCCGAUUGGGUACAAGAACAAACAGCAGAUCUUGAAUUUAUGAAAAAUAGAAAAUUUGAAUCGGGUUUGAAAGAUAAUAUACGAAAAUGUGAUGAAUUAGAAUAUCAAUUGACAACAAAACAACAAGUAUUAUCAUCAUUAAAAAAUUAUACGGAUCGUAUGAGUAGUUUUUAUUCAUCUAAUUUUCGUAUUGUCGAUCAAGAUGGUACAAUAAAUAAUUUAAAACAAAUGCUUGAUCAUUUAACACCGUCUAUUGAUGGUUUAAAAUCAAAAUCAAAACAUAUUCUAAAUGAUUGGCAAGAAUAUAAUCGUCUAUUAUUAAAUGUUGAAAAAAUGUUAAGAGAAGCUGAAUUAGAAAUUGAACGUGUGGAAAUGAGUGCAAUGAACGUUGAAACAUACGAAAUGUGUACAAGAAAAGCACAGGAACAUUUACAAUUAAUGUCAUUACGACAAAAUGAUUUAGAUGAAAUAAAUCAACAAAGUCGUCAUUUAUCAUCACAAUGUGAUGGAAAUACAUCAAUGAAAAUAAAUGAUAUAACACAUCGUAUUAAUCAAAAAUGGAAAGAUAUUGAAAUAAAAUUACAACAAUUAACAAAACCAUCGAAAGAUAUUGUUGAUGAAUGGAGAAAAUUUAAUUCAUCCUAUGUUAAUUUACUUGAUCGUCUAGGAGAAUUAGAAGCAAGAUGGUAUUCAAUUCAACGAGAAAAAUUUACAUCUGAAACAGAAAUUUUAUUAAAUAAAACAAAAGAUUUUCAAUCACGUUUACAACAAAUUGAUAUUGAUGUAUUACAAUUACAUGAACGUUCACAAAAUUUAUGUCAAUAUUUACCCCAAACUGCAUCUAAAAAAAUUGAUACACAAUAUAUUGUUAUUAAAAAUCAAUAUGAUGAAUUAAAAAUAUUUCAUGAUAAAUUACUUACAGAUUUUAAUAAUAUUAAACAACGUGAAGAAAUAUUUGCUGCUCAUUUACGUGAAAUAGCUGAUACAAUUCAAAUAAUUCAAAAUCAAUUAAAACAAUAUGAUAAUGAUAAAGAGCCAACAGAAGAUCGUUUAAAAGAAUUACAUGAAUUAGAUCAACGUUUAAUAUCACAACAUGAUUUAUUACAACGUUUAAAUUCAUCAGAAUUUGUUUUAUAUACAUUACAUAUUAAACGUUUAAGAGAAAUAACAAUUGAAUAUCAUCAUUUAACAGAAAUAUUAAAAACAAAAAUAAAACAAAUUGAAUUAUAUCUUUAUGAUAAAUCAAAUUUUUCAAAACGUUGUGAAAAAUGGAAUGAUUAUAUUAAAGCAAUUGAAACAAAUUUAAAUAUGAUAACAAAUAAUAUAAAAACAAAUUAUCAAGGUUUAUUAGAAAUUGAUCGUAGUCUUGAUAGAAUAUUAAAUGAUUUUAAUAUGAGACAAACAGAAUUAAUUCAAUUAUUAAAUGAGGGUAAACAAUUAAUUGAACAUGAUUUAUUUGAACAGAAAAAAGCUUAUUUUGAACAAAUAUUAUCAAAAUUAGAACAACGUUGGCAAUAUAUUAUUAGUUCGGCUAAUGAAAAACAAUUAUUUAUUAAAGAAUUAAUUAAACAAUGGAUAUCAUAUCAAAAUUUUAUUGAACAAUAUUAUCGAUUAUUAAAACAAAAAUAUGAACAAACAACAUCAACAACAAUAACAACUUCAACAGAUCAAUCAACGACAAUGUUAACAUUGAAUCAAAUCAAACAAGGCAACUUUCCAACAUUAAAAAAUAAUGAUGAAAUGAAACAUCUUCUCGAACGUAUCUACGAUGUUAAUAGACGAUUAAUUACACAUUCGGAUGCGAAUACAGUUAUUAUACUAGAAAAAGAAUGGAUAGAUUUAGAAAAAUCAGCAAAUGAUAUUGAAAUUAAUUUGAAACAUAGACGAGAAACACUUAUUACGCUUUUACUUCGUUAUAAUGAAGCUGAUCGUUCCAUUGACGAUUUAACUGCAUUAGUCAAAUCGGCCAGAACAUUACAAAUUACAAAUGAAGAAGAACAUCGUACAUUCGACAGAAUUAUUCACUUAUGUCAAGAAAAAGACCGCGAAUUGUCACAACGUCGUCAUGAAUUACAACGUAUUCGACAAUUGGUUAUUGAUAUGUCAACAGAACUUCAUCCAGAUGAUAAUCGACAAUUAAUGCAAAAAUUAAAUUUACUUGAAAUACAAUGGAACGAUGCUGAACGAAUUUUAACUAUGCUAAUUGAAUCUGCAACUAAAAAACGAAUCGAAUACAGUGAUUUUGAUGUGAAAUAUAAUCGAUUAUUAGAUUGGUUUAAAUAUUUUAUUAAUGAAGAUAUGAAUCAUCGAAUUAAUGGUCUCACUCUUGAAGCUAGUCUUGAUAUACUCAAAAUCGAUAUAAAAAAUUUAUUAAAUGAAAAACGUCAUCAUGUUAAUGAUUUAAUUGUACAAGCGAAAGUUUUACAAUCACAAGUCAGUAAUAAUGAUCAAACGCAAUUAAAUGCAAUCAAACAAAAUAUCGAACAAUUAGAACAAGCACUGAAUAAUGCUGAAGAACAGGUUGAACGAAGAGUAAAAAAGACGGAAACAACCUUAAAGACGUUGCAUGAUUUUGAAACCGGUUUGGAAAGUUUGAAAUUAUGGUAUGAUAAUAUAGAAACAAUAUUACAGCGACCACUUUCUAUAAGUACAUUUAAUACCAUCGAAGUACGCGCACACGAAGAGACACUUGCUACGAUGGAGUCUGAUAUUGAAAGACAUGAACCAGUUAUAAAUCAGAUUCUAUCGUUAGGACAACUCUUACUGAAUGACACGGAUAUAAAACCGAGAAAUGUCGAUUCAUUACCACGAUCAAUACAAACACUAGAAGCACGAUGGAAAGGCAUCAAAGAAUUAUUUCAAAAAAGAAAGAUUGAACUUAAUAAUAUGAACAUAUCAUGGAAAAAUAUUGAUGAUUUAGUUAAACGUGCAUUAAAAAUGUUGAAUGAUCAUGAACGUUUCAUACGAGAUAUUAAAACAGUUGGAAAUCAAGGAUUAAACGGUGUUCGAAGUGAAUACAAAAGUUUAGAGAAUUUUCAACGAACAUUAGAAGGCGAUGUCAGAGAAGUUCAACAAGUUAAUGAUGCAUAUUCAGAAAUGUUACGAAAUAAUUUUAUUGAUACAAAUGGCGAAACAAAAUCAAAAAUAAACGAUAUAAAUAAUAGAUGGGAAAAAUUAUCAGCAUAUGUACAUGAAACGAUGAAAAAUCUCAAGUACAUGUUAAGUGUUCAUGAUGAUUUUCAAUUGACACAAGAUUCUCUGGCAUUAUGGUUAACUGAUUUGGAUAUGUUGUUAACAAAUUUAGAACAUUUAUCAGAAGCCUCACCAAUGGAAAAAAUACGACAACUUGAUGAUAUGGAUCGUGAGAUUCAAGAAAAACAAUCCAAAAUCGAAUAUGUUCGAACGUGUGCCAAUUAUUUGUUAACAAAAACAGUCGAUUUAACAAUAAAUAUAAAUGAUUUGACAAAAUUUUGUCAACAGUUACGAGAUUUAUCAAGAAGAAUUAAAAAAUUAAAACAAAAACUUUUACAUAUAAACGAUCGUGAUAUGGAACGUUUACAAUCUCCAUCACAUAUGACAUCUUCUCCUUUAUCAUCCGAUUCUGUUAUUUCAUUUUCAUCACCAAAACGAUUUACACCAUCACCAUUUCGAUCACCAUCUCCAAGACGAUCUCGUCGACAAGAACCAAUAAAAUCGAAACUGUAUGAUCAAUAUGCGUUCGGCAAUAAUCAACAUGCACAAGAACUUUUCGCCGAUUUUGAAGAUGCUCUUUUACAAACAAAUAGUGAUCUAUUGAUAAAAGAGGAAACACUACGAGUACCGACUCCCACGGGUGUUCGUAUAGAAGAUACAUCGAACGACUUUAACUAUAGUCGUGUUAUUUCAUCAUCGCGCCGAAAAGUAGAUGCUGUACAGGCCGUUAUUACACAAAUUGAUCGUGAAUUAGAUCCUUCAAUUAGUAGUGAUUUGAAUAAUGAUCCCGUAGUUACCGAGGUAAUGGGACGCUGGAAGCGUUUACAAACCCUUGCAACAGAGAAAGAUGAAAGAUUAAAAGUCAAUCGAAAACAAUGGCUACGUUUCAAAAGACAAUUAGAAGAUUUAGAAAGUGCAGCUCAACAAUAUACAGACAUUAAUGGAUUCUGUAAGCCGUGUUUACCGAGAACUGUUUAUUCUCAAGCGGAAGAACAUCGCAGUCAAGUUCAACGUUUAGAUGAAUUACAAACAUUAUUGGAGACUGUCAUAGAAACAGCUGAUCAAUUCAGUGAUGGUACCAAUGAAUCGUUGAUAAUUGAUCAUCGUCUGAACAGUGUUAAGGAUAAAUUUGGUUUCUUAUUUGCAAAAAUCGAUAGAGAACAUCGUGAAUUAAAAAGUAAUUUGGUUCAAAGUGAAGAAUUAAAGCAGACAAUGUCAGGAAUUCUAAAUGAAUUAGAACAUUUAGAAAAUGCGAAUAACAGUUUAGAGCCAGUAGAUGAAAAUGAAUUAAAUAUAACAAUCAAUCGAACAAAAUUACAUCGUUUCAUUCGAAUACUAGAUGAUUUACAUAUUCUUGAAGAUAAACUUUAUAAUCUUGAAAAUCGUUCAGCUCGAUUAUUAUCAGGUGAUCAAGCUCGUUUUGUUGGCGAUGUAAAAUCAAUAACUGAUCGUUUAAAAUCAAUUAAACGCAUCGUCGGCAUGCAUUUGGAUCGCUUAGAAAAAACAUUAGCAAAACAAGAUCGAUCAGAAAAUAUUGAAAUAAAUACUCGCCGUAAUAUCAUGAUGAAUUCACCUUUACGAUCAUCACAACAGGUAAAUUUUAUAUAUUAG